ACUUUGACUGCGCGCCCUGCAUGCUAAUUUGGACUUUUUUUUUAUUUUCUUAUAUUGUCGUUUGUCUAUUGCGCGUCCGUCACGUGCGUUUUGAUUUGCUAUAAAAAUAAAUCGAAAACGAAGACAUGUCAUCAAACACAGUUUCGCUCUUCAAGUGGCAACUCCAAAAAGCAAUCAGAAAUCCCUCAACAUGUUCAAAUACACCGUUGUCCUCUGCGCCCUGGUCGCCUGCGCCGCCGCUAAGCCAGGACUACUGCACACACCGCUGGGUGCUCCAGCUGCCAUCAUUGCUGCACCCGCUCCUGUGGUAACAGCCACCAGCAGCCAAGUGGUAGCCAGGAACUUUAAUGGCAUCGCUACUGCGCCCGUGAUUGCAGCUGCUCCAGUUGCCGCUCCAAUCGUCAGAGCUGUGACACCAUUUGCUGCUCCUCUGGCGGCACCGACUUUUGCUCAUCCCCUGGCUGCGCCGCUCAUUGCCAAGUACGCGGCUGCUCCUCUGGCGGCACCGACUUUUGCUCAUCCCCUGGCUGCGCCGCUUAUUGCCAAGUACGCGGCUGCUCCUUUAGCAGCGCCAAUUGCUGCUCCUCUGGCUUCCCCAGCCUUCGCCAGGUACGCAGCUCCGUUUGCCUACAACGCACCGCUGAGCUACGCUGCGGCUCCUGCACCACUUUUCAUUUAAAUAAGAAGACACUGUGAUCCUAUGAAUAAAUUUAAAAAGUA
Molecule: messenger RNA, 720 nt
Organism: Drosophila montana
Lineage: Eukaryota; Metazoa; Arthropoda; Insecta; Diptera; Drosophilidae
Product: calphotin-like
Exons: 2
Coding region: 191-679 (162 amino acids)
Source: RefSeq, a predicted model, not a curated record